AUGGGCACCCCAGAGAGAGAAUGCUUCGUUGAGACUGUGUUUAACUACCUCCUGGAUUCGAGGAGCCUAGAAAACCUGCAAUUCCUGCUGGCAGAAGAGGAAACUUGGAAACAGUUCGUGGCAGGAGUUGAUUUGUCCAGGGAAGAGGAAGCUGUCUUGGGAGAAGCUCUUGCUGAGAUCUUGGCAGAUCCUGAUGAAGAAGAUGAAGAACAGCUCCAAAAUGACCUGCAGGACAAGAAUGAGAGGAAAGAGGACGAUGCCUUGAGUGAAGCCCCUGGUGAGACUGUAGCUGAUGCUGAUGCAGGAGAUGAAGAGGAGCUAUCUGAUGCUGAUGCAGAAGUUGAAGAGGAGCUAGCUGAUGCUGAUGCAGAAGAUGAAGAGAAGAUACAAAGUGACCUGUGGCACAAGCAAAGGUUCUUGGAUGUUUAUCCUCGGGUGAAACUGGAACUCGAGGAGCGCAUCAGGAAGCUCCAUGCCCUGGCAGACAAGGUUGACAAGGUGCACAGGGACUGCACCAUCUCACAGGUGGUGGCCAGCUCUACCGCUGCUGUGUCUGGAGUGCUGACAAUCCUUGGUCUGACUCUGGCACCUGUGACAGCAGGAGUCAGUCUGGCACUGUCAGCCACUGGCUUGGGGCUGGGGACAGCUGCAGCUGUGACUAGUGUUUCCACAAGCAUUGUGGAAAAGGUAAGCGUGGUGUCUGCUGAGGCUGAAGCCAGCAAGCUGGUACCAACCAACAAAGACACAGUGAAGGAAAUAAAAGACAUUUUGGAUCAGGGUGGCCCCAGACUUGUUUCCUUAUCCAAGAAUUCCUUCAAGAACCUGGAAAACAUCAAGAAAAAUAUUCAGGCCAUCAAACUGGCCAAAGCAAACCCUCACCUAGCAAUUAAUGCCAAGCGUCUCAUGACAACAGGGAUGAUAUCUGCCGGAAAGACUAAACAGGUGCAGAAAGCCUUUGGAGGUACAGCUCUGGCCAUGAGGAAAGGAGCCCGGAUCACGGGUGCAGCCACCGCAGGUAUCUUCUUCCUGCUAGAUGUGAUCAAGCUUGUGGAAGACUCAAAGCAUUUGCAUGAGGGUGCUAAGUCAGAGUCUGCUGCAGAGCUCCGGCAACAAGCUUGGGACUUCGAGCAGAAGUUGCAAGAGCUCAAACAGGUUCAUGACACCCUGAUGCAGUGACCUCUUCCUCUUCAGUGCAGCUCAGAGGACUGGGGCCGGAGUGUGCUGGACAGAACCAUGAACACAUGGGAGCCCCUGACUGUAUCCCCUUCACAGCAGUGUCUGCUAAAGGGAGGAGGCACAUUAAGAGACAGGAAGCAAGAACACAAAUGGGACAGUCUCAUGAUCUCUUACCAGACUCCAGCUCUUAGAUCCAACAACUUCUCAACUUCCCAACUAAGAACCAAGCUCCCGAGCUGGGCCCCCAUCCAAGUCCUGACUGAGCCACAGCACAGCUGCUCCUGAGCUAUGCCCACCACACUGCUCCCAGCUGUGGCUCACCAUCCUCACCGUCCACUGAGCUGUCAAUCUUCCCACCGCUUGUUGAUUGGUGGCACAAAGACCUUCUCCUCUUUUCUUCUUCUGCCUAAUUGUGUGUUUUCCCAGAUA
This is a messenger RNA of Grammomys surdaster, 1605 nucleotides long. Its product is annotated as apolipoprotein L2-like. Gene Ontology annotation, biological process: lipid transport; lipoprotein metabolic process. Bases 1 to 1176 code for a protein of 391 amino acids. Gene Ontology annotation, cellular component: membrane; extracellular region. Lineage: Eukaryota; Metazoa; Chordata; Mammalia; Rodentia; Muridae. The transcript has 4 exons. Gene Ontology annotation, molecular function: lipid binding. The record is from RefSeq and is a predicted model, not a curated record.